Molecule: messenger RNA, 1593 nt
Organism: Kluyveromyces lactis
Lineage: Eukaryota; Fungi; Ascomycota; Saccharomycetes; Saccharomycetales; Saccharomycetaceae
Product: Pal1 family protein
Exons: 2
Coding region: 1-1593 (530 amino acids)
Cellular component (GO): cytoplasm
Source: RefSeq, a predicted model, not a curated record
AUGCACAGAUCGAAUAGUCAGAGGGCCAAUUCACAGCGUCCAUACUCUUUAAACAAUCCGUUCAGAAACGCUUCGGUUGAUUCCAGUAUAAAUCAAUACGAAACAGACACAGAUUUCCAGAAUUGGGUUUCCCAAAACACAAAGCCUAUGCCAUAUGCUACUGGCAGAAGAAAUGAUUCCAGUCUAAGUUUCACCGAUUCUAUCAAUGAAACCCCUGAAGAAGAAGAUCACAACACAGAAGAUUAUUUCAUCGACCUAAACACUACUAAGGAUGUACCAAGAACGUCUCGCGAAGCGAUUAACCGUAACAACACUAUGUCUCCUGUUCCGCGCGCAAACUCAAACAACCCGUUCUUGAAUGAUUUGACUGAACAAGAGAUAAAUAAAGGUUCUGCGGUUUCCAGAACUCAUUCCCAAAAACAAACUCAACCUCCACCAGCACCCCAGACCUCGAAGAACCAUAUGACCUCCUCUGAAGAAAAAGAAGCAUUAAGAAGACGAUACCUGCAAAUUGACAACGAGGACAUUGCUUCUCCUCCUCGUAGGAGCUCCCAUAGAAAUAACAGUGCAACUGGUGAGAUGCCACCUUCAUACGACGAAGUGGCGGGCUCUAAAGGUAGAAACGCUGGCUAUCCAAAGGAGAAGUCAUCCAGCGAGAGCCGUUCACGUCACGAUAGGGAAAGAGAGCCUAGAUAUGGUGAUAGAGAAAGAGACAGAGACAGAGAAAGAAGGCAACACCGUUCAGAUUCUGGGAAUGCGACCAGUUCGCGUCGUCAUAGAAAAUCUUCUGGGGGGAAAAAAUCAAGUUCAUCUCCUGAGAGGAAAACUAAAAGUAAAGGUCCAUUACCUAAAAACGUUGAUACCAUUGAUAAGUUAGAUGUUACUGGGUUGUUUGGAGGUGCUUUCCAUCAUGACGGUCCUUUUGAUGCGUGUACACCACACCGAAACAAGAAUGCGAAGGCCGCUCCAGUGAUGGCUUUCCCUGCAGAUGGUCCAAAUUCUAGUAUUGCUGGCCCAACUGGGAACAAGUCCUUUAUCAAAGAAGUGUUUGGCCAUAACGAUGUUGAUGACGAUGACUAUUUAUAUAAAUCAAACGGUAAAGUCAUUGUAAAUUCGAGUUCAUCCACAGUAGAUGCAAUCAAGCCAAAUUCUAACAGUAUUACACAAUUCGAUCCUAAGAUGAAAACAGAAUUGGUUCACGGACCUACCACGGCAGGUUUGGGUUCCACGACAUUCUUAGAUGGUGCCCCAGCUGCCACUGCUCUAGUUAGAGAUGAUGCUGGCCAAAAAGAAUAUGGCGGAAUACAAAGAAAGAAAUCUCUUUCGCAAAGACUAAAAGUUGGUACAAGCAGAACCGAUGAUGUUAGACUAAGGAAAGUUUCCUCAGAUUCAACACCAAAUUCACCUUCGAUGCUUGACCAAAGUGAUAGUUUUGAAAGACCUCGUGCUGGUAAUUUCAAUGGCAAUGACGAUGACGAAUAUUUCUUGGAUGGUAACUCAUCUGGUGUACGUUUUGAUCAGAAUUCAAAGAAAGAAUCUACAGGUAACAAACUAUUAAGAAGGGUUAAGAGUUUGAAGGUUAGUAGGAAAUAA